Lactuca sativa (garden lettuce) is the source of this 1061-nucleotide messenger RNA. It is a transcript of the gene FH, whose product is annotated as frataxin-like protein. The record is from RefSeq and is a predicted model, not a curated record. Lineage: Eukaryota; Viridiplantae; Streptophyta; Magnoliopsida; Asterales; Asteraceae. Gene Ontology annotation, biological process: iron incorporation into metallo-sulfur cluster; intracellular iron ion homeostasis. Gene Ontology annotation, molecular function: ferrous iron binding; ferric iron binding; iron chaperone activity. Gene Ontology annotation, cellular component: mitochondrion.
UAUGGAGCUUUUAAUUUCAUUUUCUAUUUUAUAUCUAAAAUGAGUAAAAUCCCCAAAACUAAAUUGUUCAGCCCUAAUUCUUUAAUCUUUACUGUCAACAAUCGAAUACCUUUCUGUAGCUCUUGUCUCCCUUCUCCACUCUCCGGCGAACCAGCUCCGUUAUUAGGCGUCGGCAGGAAGGCGCUAGCGACUGGAGAGGCGUUGGAUUCACCGGUUUAACUUUUAAGAAUCAGGUGUUGGUGCAUAUACACCUUGAGGCUUGAAUUCAAAACCACCAAAAAGCAAAAAUGGCUUCUUCUUCUUCAAAGUUCCUGAGAAGGUUAUCCACAUCUCUCAAUUCCAUACAGAACCACUCACGUUUCUUAUCGUCUUCUUCAAAUUCUAGAAUAGUUCUUGAACAUUUGAGUUUUGCUCUUCAUCCUUCUUCUUCCCUUUCAUAUAAUGAUAACCAUAGUCGUAUUGGUAGUAGAGAUUUCUGCUCUCAGACUUCUAAUUUGAACCAAGUUCUUUCUCAAGGACCUGCUGCCAUUGAUUACAGUUCUUUGCUACAGGAGGAUGAAUUUCACAAACUAGCCGAUGCAACAAUUCAUGAUUUAUUAGAGAAGAUAGAGGAGUAUGGUGAUUCUGUUGACAUUGAUGGUUUUGACAUAGACUAUGGGAACCAAGUUUUAACUGUAAAGUUUGGUGAUUUGGGAACAUAUGUGCUGAACAAACAGUCGCCAAAUAGACAGAUUUGGAUGUCUUCACCUGUCAGUGGUCCUUCCAGGUUUGACUGGGAUCAAAAUGGUGAAGGUUGGAUAUACAGGAGGACAAAGGCUAAACUUCUAGAAACACUUGAAAAUGAAAUACAUCAAUUAUGUGGUGAGCCCAUAAGACUUUCUUGAAUGCCACGUGGCAUGUUAAUGUUAUAGGUUUACAGUUUUGAAGUCAAUCUUCUUCUGCUAUUGUUCCUAGUAUCUAUUUGUAUCGCAUGCAAUAAAAGUUGUACAUUGCUGUGGAUUUGUUGACUUAUACUUAAAGUUAAAUACUUUGAAAGAAAUGUAUUACUACCAUUGAAGAGA